UUAGCUAGCUGUCAAAAAAGUGAGGUUAUCUUUCGUGCAGUUAUUUUUCUUGGUUAUUUUCGGUAAAUUCGUUAAUAAAAUCUAAAAUGUCGCUGCCACCAGCAAGCGGCACGGGUAGAUUUUUCGCAAAAGCUGCGAAAUCUAUACGUUUGAUCCGUCAAGGAUGUACUAAUAGGCCUUUUUUUCAUAUAUCUGUAACUCAGCGAAAAAGACUGAACAGCCAGCCAGUGAUCGAACAGCUGGGUUCAUACGAUCCUAUGGCAAACAUAAACAACGAAAAGUUGGUUGCUCUCAAUCUUGAAAGAAUGAAAUACUGGCUAGGAAAAGGUGCUCAUGUUUCCCCACCAGUGGCUGAAAUACUUGGUUUAUCUGGCUUCUUCCCCAUCCAUCCGCGGACAUACAUGACGGCGUGGAGAAACAGACGAACGGAGAGAGAAAACUUGGCAAAACAACUAGAAGCCGAGAAAGCCAAGGAAGCAGCAGCCUGAAUGUUACCAUAGUCUAGUUUCUUGUAUAGUGUAUUGUUAGUUUAAUAAAUAUUUCUAAACACAA
Messenger RNA from Ostrinia nubilalis (European corn borer), 552 nucleotides. It is a transcript of the gene mRpS16, whose product is annotated as small ribosomal subunit protein bS16m. Gene Ontology annotation, biological process: mitochondrial translation. Gene Ontology annotation, molecular function: structural constituent of ribosome. Gene Ontology annotation, cellular component: ribosome; mitochondrial small ribosomal subunit. The record is from RefSeq and is a predicted model, not a curated record. The transcript has 3 exons. Lineage: Eukaryota; Metazoa; Arthropoda; Insecta; Lepidoptera; Crambidae. The coding region runs from base 87 to 488 and encodes 133 amino acids.